Habropoda laboriosa is the source of this 1393-nucleotide messenger RNA. Its product is annotated as GATA-binding factor A-like. Gene Ontology annotation, molecular function: RNA polymerase II cis-regulatory region sequence-specific DNA binding; zinc ion binding; DNA-binding transcription factor activity, RNA polymerase II-specific. The transcript is spliced from 6 exons. The record is from RefSeq and is a predicted model, not a curated record. Gene Ontology annotation, biological process: positive regulation of transcription by RNA polymerase II; negative regulation of transcription by RNA polymerase II; cell fate commitment. NCBI's taxonomy places the organism in Eukaryota, Metazoa, Arthropoda, Insecta, Hymenoptera, Apidae. Bases 167 to 1270 code for a protein of 367 amino acids.
GCCGUCGCUACGAGCAAAAACGGACGCAAGCAAGACGGACGCUCGCCACUUGCAGCGGGGGAGCAAACCUCUCGAUCCUGUCCUCCGACUCUUUAUACCUACCGUCGUCAUGUCUCUCACCUUGGACCAUUGAUCACGAAUGCCGCGGUGUUAGCUCUCGGGGAGAAUGUUCCACGGGGGCGGAAGCGGUGGGUACGGCGCCAGUUCCGACUACCAGCAGCAGUCCCAGCAGCAGCAGCAGCAGCACAGCCAACAGCUCCAGGCGCCCGUCUACGUUCCGUCUUCGAGGCCUACCAUCCCGUCCGCGGCGUCUCCGCACGCGGCUCAUCCGCACACCGGCCACCCUCAUUCGAGCCUCGCCGCGGCCGCGGCUGCUCCGUUCUACGCCCAGAACGUCGCCAUGAUGUCCUCCUGGCGAGCCUACGACGGAGCUGGAUUUCAACGUGCCUCUCCUUACGACACCGCGAUGGACUUUCAAUUCGGCGAGGGGCGCGAGUGCGUGAAUUGCGGUGCCAUAUCGACGCCGCUUUGGAGGAGAGAUGGCACCGGACAUUAUCUCUGCAACGCGUGCGGACUCUAUCACAAGAUGAACGGAAUGAACCGACCGCUGAUCAAGCCCUCGAAACGGCUGACGGCGACCAGACGGCUGGGACUGUGCUGCACGAACUGCGGCACCCGCACCACCACCCUCUGGAGGCGUAACAACGAGGGCGAGCCCGUCUGUAACGCCUGUGGCCUCUACUUUAAGCUCCACGGUGUCAACAGACCGCUGGCCAUGCGAAAAGACGGCAUUCAGACGCGAAAACGGAAGCCGAAGAAGACGCCGGAACCGAACGCCAGAUCCUCUACCGUAGAACACGACACUGCCACCGUUUCUACCGCUUCCUCUCCGUCUACGGAACUAAAGAGCAGCCAGCAACAGCAACAACAGCAGCAACAACAGCAGCAGCAGCAGCAGCAGCAGCAGCAGCAGCAUCAGAUGGAGGUAUCAAAGUCGUCGAGUGGCGGCGCGUCCAGCUCGACGGAGAGACCUGUCUACCUCGGGCACACGUCCCUUUUGGCUACCGGAAGCGUGGCCACCGUGAAGACGGAACCGCGAAGCUGCGACGGCAUCGUCGGUCAGCCCUAUUCCUCCUAUUACCAACAUCCCCAUCAGCUCGGGGUGGCGACCAACGAGCACCAACAGCAGACCUACUACGGUAGCCAGGAGGCGCCGUAUCAUCAUCAGCAUCACGUUACCGCAGCCGCUAAAUUGUUGGCCUCCACGUAAUUCGAUAUGAAUUAUCGUCGCGUCGCGUCAGACUGGCGUGUGUAACUGAGUGCGCCGACGACGCGAAAAUUAGUUAUCCGCGUGUUAAGUUAAGAUUUCCUUCGUUGUUCGUCGACGUCGAUU